GGCCGCUCACGCACGCACACUCGCUUGCUCGCUCGCUCGCUCACAGACUCGCACACCCCCUGCGCAGGCACCUGGCUGCCCGGAGCUUAGAAAAGCAGCGCGUCUAGGGGAAAGGAGGGUUGAAGCGGCCGCUCCCCCCCCAUACACCCGCUCUCGCUGACCACUCCCCCUCCUGCCCCCUCCUAGCAGCUCACCCCUCGCGCUCCGGAGGCAGCCGCCAGUGUGGGUGCUCCGAGGCCGGCUCCGCUCGCCUCUGCCUGCUCCUCUGCUCUCGGCUCCCCACCCCCUCUCCCUCCCCUCCCCUCCUCUGCAGCGCCCGCAUUAUCUUCUGCCCGCCAGCUCGGCUUGCACCGGUGCUGCAGCCCGAGGAGAGCUGGUAACUUGUUGUGCGGAGCGAGCGGCGGCACCAUCCAGGCGGGCACCAUGGGCACGUCCGCGCGCUGGGCGCUCUGGCUGCUGCUCGCGCUGUGCUGGGCGCCUCGGGAGAGCCGCGCCACCGGAGCGGGAAGAAAAACCAAAUGUGAACCAUCCCAAUUCCAGUGCGCGAACGGCCGCUGCAUCACGUUGUUGUGGAAGUGUGACGGGGACGAAGACUGUGCUGACGGCAGCGACGAAAAGAACUGUGUGAAGAAGACGUGUGCCGAGUCAGACUUUGUUUGCAACAAUGGCCAAUGUGUCCCCAGCCGGUGGCAGUGUGACGGAGAUCCCGAUUGUGAAGACGGCUCUGACGAAAGCCCAGAACAGUGCCAUAUGAGAACAUGCCGCAUUAAUGAAAUCAGCUGUGGCGCCCACUCCACUCAGUGUAUCCCCGUGUCCUGGAGAUGUGACGGUGAACACGAUUGUGACAGUGGAGACGAUGAAGAGAACUGUGGCAACAUCACGUGCAGCCCCGAUGAGUUCACUUGCACCAGUGGCCGCUGCAUCUCCAGGAACUUCAUCUGCAACGGCCAGGACGACUGCAGCGAUGGCAGCGAUGAGCUGGACUGCGCACCCCCGACGUGCGGCGCCCACGAGUUCCAGUGCAGCACCUCCUCCUGCAUCCCGCUCAGCUGGGUGUGUGACGAUGAUGCCGAUUGCUCCGACCAGUCCGAUGAGUCCCUGGAGCAGUGUGGCCGCCAGCCGGUGAUGCACACCAAGUGUCCGGCCAGCGAGACCCAGUGCGGCUCGGGCGAGUGCAUCCACAAGAAGUGGCGGUGCGACGGGGACCCAGACUGCAAAGACGGCAGCGACGAGGUCAACUGUCCUUCACGCACCUGCCGACCUGACCAAUUCGAGUGUGAGGACGGAAGCUGCAUCCACGGCAGCAGGCAAUGCAACGGGAUCCGAGACUGUGUGGACGGUUCUGAUGAAGUCAACUGCAAAAAUGUCAAUCAGUGCCUGGGCCCAGGCAAGUUCAAGUGCAGAAGUGGGGAAUGCAUAGAUAUCAGUAAAGUAUGUAACCAGGAGCAGGACUGCAGGGACUGGAGUGACGAGCCCCUCAAAGAAUGUCAUGUAAACGAAUGCCUGGUUAAUAACGGUGGCUGUUCUCACAUCUGCAAGGACCUAGUUAUAGGGUACGAGUGUGACUGUGCAGCUGGGUUUGAACUGAUAGAUAAGAAAACCUGUGGAGAUAUCGAUGAAUGCCAAAAUCCGGGAAUCUGUAGCCAAAUUUGUAUCAACCUAAAAGGCGGUUACAAGUGUGAAUGUAGUCGGGGAUAUCAGAUGGAUCUUGCCACUGGCGUGUGCAAGGCAGUAGGUAAAGAACCAAGUUUGAUCUUCACUAAUCGAAGAGACAUCCGAAAGAUUGGCUUGGAGAGGAAAGAAUACAUCCAACUAGUUGAACAGCUAAGAAACACAGUGGCUCUUGAUGCGGAUAUUGCUGCUCAGAAGUUGUUCUGGGCUGAUCUAAGCCAAAAGGCCAUCUUCAGUGCCUCAAUUGAUGACAAGGUUGGUAGACAUGUUAAAAUGAUCGACAAUGUCUAUAAUCCUGCAGCCAUUGCUGUUGAUUGGGUGUACAAGACCAUCUACUGGACAGAUGCGGCUUCUAAGACUAUUUCAGUAGCUACCCUAGAUGGAGCCAAGAGGAAGUUCCUGUUUAACUCUGACUUGCGGGAGCCAGCCUCCAUAGCUGUGGACCCACUGUCUGGCUUUGUUUACUGGUCAGACUGGGGAGAACCCGCUAAAAUAGAAAAAGCGGGCAUGAAUGGAUUCGAUAGACGGCCUCUGGUGACCGUGGAUAUCCAAUGGCCUAAUGGAAUUACCCUUGACCUUAUAAAGAGCCGUCUCUAUUGGCUUGACUCCAAGCUGCACAUGUUGUCCAGCGUGGAUUUGAAUGGCCAAGAUCGUAGGAUUGUCCUAAAGUCUCUGGAGUUCCUAGCUCAUCCUCUCGCACUAACCAUAUUUGAGGAUCGUGUCUACUGGAUAGAUGGGGAAAAUGAAGCCGUCUAUGGGGCCAACAAAUUCACUGGAUCAGAGCUGGCCACUCUCAUUAACAACCUUAAUGAUGCCCAAGACAUCAUUGUCUAUCAUGAACUUGUACAGCCAUCAGGUAAAAAUUGGUGUGAAGAAGACACGGAGAAUGGAGGAUGUGAAUACCUGUGCCUGCCAGCGCCACAGAUUAAUGAUCACUCCCCAAAAUACACCUGUUCCUGUCCCAACGGGUACAAGCUAGAGGAAAAUGGCCGAGAAUGCCACAGUACUGCAACUACUGUGACUUACAGAGAGACAAAGGGCAUCAGCACAAUAGAAAUUUCGCCAACUAGUGGACUAGCUCCUGGAGGGAUCAAUGUGACCACAGCCGUAACGGAGGUCACUGUUCCUCCCAAAGGCACUUCCGCUGCCUGGGCCAUCCUUCCUCUCUUGCUCUUGGCAAUGGCAGCAGUAGGUGGCUAUUUGAUGUGGCGGAAUUGGCAGCAUAAGAACAUGAAAAGCAUGAACUUUGACAAUCCUGUGUACUUGAAGACUACGGAAGAGGACCUGUCAAUAGACAUUGGUAGACACAGUGCUUCUGUUGGACACACGUACCCAGCAAUAUCAGUUGUAAGCACAGAUGAUGAUCUAGCUUGACUUCUGAGAUGAGUCUUGACCUUUGAGGUCUAAACCAAUACUCCCCCCCACUUCGGAAUGGUAACCGAGCCAACGCCUGAAGGCUUUCUUCCUCCAGUCUGGAAGGACAUCAAGAUACCCUUUACAUGGAUCAAGCUUGUAUACUUGACCGUUUUUAUAUGACUUUUGUAAAUAUUCCCACCCACAUUCUACUUCAGCUUUGGAUGUGGUUACCAAGUACCUAACCCUUGAGUUUCUAGACAGUAUUGCCGCAUCUGGCCAAAUAUGCACUUUCCCUAGAAAGCCAUAUUCCAGCAAUGACACUUGUGCUAUAGUGUAUGCCACUUGUACAUACAUUGUAUAGGCCAUCUGUAAAUAUCCCGGCAAACAAUCACUAUUCUUAAGCACUUUGAAAAUAUUUCUAUGUAAAUUAUUGUAAACUUUUUUCAAUGGUUGGGACAAUGGCAAUAGGAUAAAACGGGUUACUAAGAUGAAAUUGCCAAAAAAAUUUGUAAACUAAUUUUGUACGUAUGAAUGAAAUCUUUGACCUCAGUGGAGGUUUGCAAAGACUGAGUGUUCUAACUACUGUACAUUUUUUUUCAAGUGCUAAAACAAUUAAACCAAGCAGCUUACCCACGGUUUGUGCCUAUUCCUCUAGGAUAAACUUCUGUAAAUGACCUGAGUAGUAUCAAGCAUUCUAACGGAACUAUAGGAGCUAGAUGAUAUAUAUCUUGAUGUUGUAUAACUAAGCCUAGAAUUUGGCUAGUUUCUCUUACAAACAAGUACUAAGAGAACAAGGUACCACUUCAUAUUUGUUCCCCAGUUAUUGAUUUUGUAAAAGAAGUUGACUUAGCUGGUACCUAGAAUGCCUCUUGUUUAGGGGAAAGUUUCUUUUCUCAUUACUUUGUUUCCUGACCUAGAAACCUAUGCUAAGAUUUCUAGCAAUUCUGCUUCUUGAUGCUUAAGUCUCUGUUUUCUGUGUUCUGUCAUUAUAUGUAGCUCCAGGGCAAGGGCCUUCUUGCCCUCCAGCUAAGUGUGUUCUGCUUUUAGAAGUGUACACGGUCUACCAUGAAGAAGGCUGGAGAGGUAACAUUUAGUGCCAUUCGUGAACAACCUAACGUAAUGGUUCUCAGUGGGGUUAGCAUCUCUAUCCUCUGAGAACUUGUUAAAAAUCCAAGUUCUCAGCCCCCUUCCCAGACCUGCUGAAUGAAAAGCUAUGAGCUCCAGGAAUGUGUUUCCGCAAGUCCCUCAGGUGAUUCUGAUAUAAGCUAACACUUGAAAACCACUGUUCCAAUGUGACUUCUUGGAGAAUCUGCAGUACCUGCUAAUUUUUCAGGCUUGCUGGCAGAGAUUCCUUCUAUGAACGAUGUCUGAAAUGUUUAGUAUGAAGGGCAAAUAAGGCAUUUGGUUGGAAGAAAAAGUUGCAUGUGGCUCUAGUAAGUUUUCCAUCAUAUUGGCCAUUGCCCCCUUUCUCUCAUGUCUCAGAAUAUGGGCAAGCAAGGGAAGACAGGAGGCCUGAAGCCCUGGGAAGAUGCUCAAAUUCCAAAAUGAGGUGGGGAGUCUCUGCAGAGAAGGUAGGAUUCCUUUUGGGAUUAAAUGACCAAUGCAAGAGCCAAGAGGAUGAAGAGAUGUUGUGAGUAGUUAAACGGAUCAGGAGAUGACUCCUAUUCCACGUGUAUGUGGAAUAUAAGUAAGGCAGUUGACACCUUGCUUGCAGCUUAGGCAGAGAUCAACAAUCCUAGAUGAAGUUGCUUCUGCCAUGUUGUUUAAUAGAUACCUGUUGUAAUUUUGGUCAAACAGAUCAAAGUGAAAGGCAUGGGCUUUUGUUGGGGGGGGUUGGGGGGGUAUGCAAGUCACAAUAUAGAAGGAAGAGGCUAUAGCUGUGAAGGUAGGACUCCUCUGUUAUCCACCUGUUCCUUCCUCUUCAAAUAGUAAUUACACUAAACAGGAUGUAGUCUACUGAUGUAGGGUAUGUAAAGUGCCCAUGUGAUUAGUAGGUUGGCAUUCAUCGUAUCUGACCUCUGAAGGCCAUGGGGUUGACUGGUACUUUGACCGUAUGCUACAAAACCCACUGAUUUAUUUUUUUAAUUAGAGCAAUCCAAAGUUCCCUCCUAGGAACCCUAAAAAUACCAGUGUUUUUCCCCAUUCCAAGGACUAUAUAUUGUGAAUCAACACUAAGGCCCAAAGACAUAGUUUUUAAAAAUAAAAUCAAGCAUUAUUCUCCAUCAUCUUCUCUUAGAUUCCAGUCCCUCCUGUGUUCUUUUAGGUUCUAAGUCCCAGUCUCCAACCUUCUAAGAGUCUAAAGUACCUCCUUCUUUUACCUUGGCCUACCCCCCAGAAGUAGCCAAGGACAGAAACUCUAACUUAAGGACUGAAGAAAUGAAGUAACUAUGUAUUUCUGUUGAACUAAGAAUAGUUAAUAUGGCUUGUCAAUUCAGCAUGUAAUAAUAGUUCAUGGAUAAUGAGCCUUGGGCUUCAGUACCCAAUUAAGAGCUGUAACAAUCCUACAUGAAACAUAUUGGCAUAAGAUUGCUAUAUCUGGAGAGUUUACUAUAGAAGGUGAGAAUUAAGAGGUAAAAUAGGAAACUUAACAGUGAAGGAGGAUGUUUGGAGUUAAGUGAGUCGUACAAAGUCACUCAAAGUGAGUCCUCCAGAGACUUUAGGAAUUGCUGCGAAGAUUGGCAAGAGAUGAGUAAAGAUAUGUGGCCCCUGGUGAAGAAAUCCAUCGGAGUCCCUGGGUCCAAAUUUUUAAGUGGCCUUUGCAAGCUCUCUAUUUGGCAAGAAGGUACUCCAGUUGUUCAGCCAGCUCCCUUAAGACAUUCUUAUGGCUAUUUUAAAGCCGCAGCAUCAUCUUCAAGCCUCCAGUGUUCUAUUCUUGAUGAACAUGAGGAGAGGGAAAAGAAAAAAAGGACUUCAACUUUGGCACUUACUUCUGUUCCUUAUAUCUUUGGAAGUCAGAUAGCCCUUCUCAAAAAAUGAAAAGACAGGCUUUUAACAGCAAAACUAUAGGGCAUUUAAAGAACUAACUCUUCAGUUUAAUGCUGCGAAAUGAAGUAUAGCUUUGAACUCUCCUCACCUCCAAAGCACAAGAUUCUGGAGUGUUCUGUGUCAUUAGUCUAAGUAGAGGAAUAUCCUAGAAUUCUUACCUAGUGAAGAGGUUUAUUCUUAUGAACCCAAACGGAAGCCAGAACCCUUGAUUUGAGUGGGAGGGAGACGUGCAAAGAGCAUACGCACUUUUGCUGUGAGAACUUAGGUCCGAGAACCUAGACUACAACCUGAUCAUCUCAACCACGGAGUCUGAGCUUCUUGGUUUCAUAAGCAACCAGCCUCUUUGGAAAAAUUGAGAAUGAUUUGAUGAACAUUUCAGCCACAUCACCAACCUCAACUGUGGAGGUUCAGGAAUAUGUAGAAGUAGAAAAAGUCUCCAAAGAUGCCUUGUACAAAUAUAGGAGAAACGAAUCUGAAGCUACAACAAUGGUAUUUUGGGGACUUAUUUCUCUCACGUUAAGCAUGGAGCUUUUCCAAGUCAAAACAGCUUCACAUGAGGGAAAGUAAGCCUUCUCUGUAUAUACGUCAUCCUUGUCUGCUUUCACAGAUCAAAAGCUGAACGCGAGUUAGCAGCGAGGUCCUGGUCAUGAUUUGGAGGUCUGUAGAUAAGCUAUUAAGGAACAGAUGACAGGAGUGUCUCAUCUCUCUACUGUGUCUCCCAUAUCCAUUGAGCAUUUCUGACCCCAGCUCGUUCGAGAAACAGGAACCAAGUGGGACCACCGACUGACAGUCUCCCUGUAAAACUUCUAGCCAUGGUCUCAAAAGGAAGACAAGAUAGGCUGAAGGUGGGUUGUAGGCUCUGUAGGGGACCCUCGGCACAUCAUCAAUAGUUUUCUUCUUUGCUUUGCUUAAGGAGAAAGUCCUAGAUUGGCAGCCAGGAGGUUCACCAGCACUGACUGCGGUGUCGGUCUUGAUGUGGUAGUUUGGGCCAGCUGCUGAUCCCCUCUGGAAAUGGCCCUGAUGCAGACUGCAUUGCUAUGCCAUGGUGACAGUUACGAGAGAACACAUGGAAGGGUCAACAUGGUGUCCGGCAUGUAGUGGGUGCAAGGCGAGCGCUCCUGCUGGAGAACACUCUGGAUGCUAUGCCUCUAUUUAUUCAUUGUGGAACCAUCUAGAAACUGCCAAGUGACUUUACCAGUGAGAGUUACAGGAACUUGACUCAUUAAUGAGCCUAACGUGCAUUAGAUUGUCCCAACUGGUUCCCACUACACCUGUCUGAUGAGAUCCAGGUGUGACAUUCAGGUGGCGGUAUCACCCUCAUGUAAUUAAAAAGGUUUCGAGGCUUAUAUGACUUAAAUCCUAGAAAUGGAGCUGGUGUGUUUCUGCCUCAACUUUUUUACUUUACUGCCUGGUAUGUGGAAAUGAGUUUUUGAUGUCCCGCACAGUGUUUGGAUGGCAGCUAACACACUUGGAAUCUCCUUUAACUUCUUACCAUGUGCUUAAUAAUAGGCUAGAUUGAUGCUGGCCUGUAUUUUAUUUGAUCUUCAUCACAACCUGGAAAAGUCAAUGUCUCUUAUAGAUGUGAAAACUGGGGCCACAGGUAACAGCAGAUUCCAAACUCUACGUGCCUACUGCCAUUGCCUUCCCAGAAAAGGAGACAGGGCUGCGUAGAGUUUAAGAUGGAUGUCACACUACAUGUUUGCUGAGUCCCCUUGACUGUUGAUGUUCGGGUCCUCCAGCAGUUUGUCAGGUGUCUCAGAUGCCCCUAAUGGCCGCCAUCCAAUAUGGCAGCACACCAAAAGUAGAACACUAGCACUACAUCAGGCCAGCACAGAGGAAUACUGUUAUGUGCUAUGCGCCAAGAUGCCAGAAGGUCCAGAAUUAUUUUCCUUGGCCAUCUCUACGAAAUAGAAGUAGAUUAGCGGAUUGCCAUGUGAAAGGCAAAGAUUCCCUGAAGGAAUUGAUGGACGUGCAACAUCCCUCCUGUGUAUAAAGACACUGGAGCAAACAAGCUCUACCACAACCUAUCAGACAUUGUAAGGUUCUCGCAAGGAAAGACAUGCCCAGGAAGGUAGGAAGAACGGUGACUUGGGUCAACUGACUGACGGAUCUUAGGUCUUCUGGAAUCUACCCCUGAGACCUAGGUUUUUCCCAAUUUAUACACAGGCCCUGGGGAAAAGAAUUCUUUGAAAAAAAAAUGACUGGCUUUGAAAAAAAACUAUCUUGCCCCUUCUAAAAUGUCACUUGAUACCAAAAUAUGAUUUAAGAGCAUGUAAUGCCUCGGGAGUCCAGAGCAUGAAACAAGAUUCUAACGCUCAGGAUCUUUAACUACUAGAGUCACAUGUUGGAAACACAUCCAGUCCUGCUGACCUGUAGAUAAGCAUUUUCCCUUUAUUAAUAAACUGUACAUGUAACUGAAAUAAAAGUUUAUUUUUGAGAUAA
Suricata suricatta (meerkat) is the source of this 8454-nucleotide messenger RNA. It is a transcript of the gene VLDLR, whose product is annotated as very low density lipoprotein receptor. The transcript is spliced from 20 exons. Gene Ontology annotation, molecular function: calcium ion binding; protein binding. The record is from RefSeq and is a predicted model, not a curated record. NCBI's taxonomy places the organism in Eukaryota, Metazoa, Chordata, Mammalia, Carnivora, Herpestidae. The coding region runs from base 424 to 3045 and encodes 873 amino acids.